Messenger RNA from Acanthosepion pharaonis, 477 nucleotides. The record is from the annotation of a GenBank genome assembly. Lineage: Eukaryota; Metazoa; Mollusca; Cephalopoda; Sepiida; Sepiidae.
AUGAUUUCCAGCGUUACGUGCAAUCGCGAUCCUUUCCCUAACCCUAAACUUGAAAACGAUGAAGAUUUCGCAAAGCAAAAGAAACAGAAAGCAGUUAAUACAGAUUCAGUAUACUUGGACCAACAAGUCGAUCCUUGGAACCGACUGAAUGCAACCCCUACGCUGCAAAGUUCACGUAAUAAUGUCUUCCAUCAUGACCCAUUGGCUCCUAAUGACAGCCUGGAUUUUAUACUUAAUGCUGUAUACAACCACACUACAGGCUACAUGAAGAAAAAGAAUGAAGUUUUCCUGCAGAAAGAAACUUUAGAAGACAUUGGUCGUAAAUUAAAGAAUCGAGAGAAAGUUGAGCCAGUUGUGAUAUCUGAUCUGGAACAUCCACUGAAAGUUGUUGAGAUAGGCAAAAUGGAAGACUUCAACAGUAUUAAACUUGCAAUAGGUUUGUAUGACAUUUCAUUUCUAUUUGGUGUUUACAAGUAA